GCUCUCACUCGCUCCGGUCCGCUGAGGCGGCUUCGGGCUGAGGCCAUGGCCCCAGGCGCCUCCCCCGCGGACCAGCCGGGCUUCGGCGUGGCCCUCCUGGCUGGAGGGAUAGCAGGUGUCUCUGUUGACUUGAUAUUAUUUCCUUUGGAUACCAUAAAAACUAGGCUUCAGAGUCCCCAAGGAUUUAAUAAGGCUGGUGGUUUCCGAGGAAUCUACGCUGGUGUUCCUUCUGCGGCUAUUGGAUCCUUUCCUAAUGCUGCAGCAUUUUUUAUCACCUAUGAGUAUACAAAAUUUUUGUUGAGAACUGACUCAUCGUCAUACUUGGUCCCAGUGACUCAUAUGUUGGCUGCCUGUGCUGGAGAAGUGGUGGCCUGUUUGAUCCGUGUUCCUUCAGAAGUUGUGAAACAGAGGGCACAGGUGUCUGCUGCUUCUGGGACAUUUCAUAUUUUUUCCAACAUCCUGUAUCAAGAGGGUAUCCAAGGAUUAUAUCGCGGUUAUAAAAGCACUGUUUUAAGAGAGAUUCCUUUCUCUCUUGUGCAGUUUCCUCUGUGGGAGUCCUUAAAAGCCCUCUGGUCACGGAAGCAAGGCCAUGUGGUCGACUCCUGGCAGUCAGCAGCUUGUGGAGCUUUUGCAGGUGGAUUUGCAGCAGUAGUCACCACACCUCUGGACGUGGCCAAGACAAGAAUUAUGUUGGCAAAGGCGGGUUCUGCCACUGCCAGUGGAAAUGUUCUGUCUGCCCUGCUUGAGGUCUGGAAGACACAAGGGAUCUCUGGAUUAUUUGCAGGUGUUUUCCCUCGAAUGGCAGCAAUCAGCUUGGGAGGUUUCAUCUUUCUUGGUGCUUACGACCAGACACGCAGUUUGCUGUUUUAACUUGGCAAAGCAAGCCCAUGAAUUACAUCCAAAGGCCAACUGAUAGGCACUUCUUUCAAGUAAGAAGACCUGGUGUCCAUCAUGUCCCCAUUCCCCACUACACCUCCCGUCCUUUGUAGGGAGCAACAGUUGAACCCUUGUAGCAACCAGACGUUUUAUAUGAUCUGGAAAUCCAGUUUUGAUAAAAAAUUACAUUCAAAGUGUCCUGUCCAUGGAGUAGGCUGAGCUGAAUGGAGUCACAGAAAUCUCUCUGCCAAGAAGAGAAGUUAAUUAUGUCCCCAAAAGCCUUUUGAAAGGGAUCCUCAGCCCCAUCCCCCACCCCCACUGCUAAUGAACACGAUCACGGCCCACAAGAUCUUUCAUUUCCUGCCACCUGAGAGUCUCCGGACACAGCUUCGCUCAGGAAUGCUGAAGCCAAGAGGUCCAUUUGUUUGGGGUUUGAUUCAUAUUGUGAAAGUUUAUAGCUUUGUUUAGACCCACAGGUGCACAGCAGGCCUUCUCACUAGGCAAUCAGGCCUGUAGCUUUAAUUACCUUCAGAUUUACUUAUAAACACACAGUUGCUUCCCUCAACUACAAGUUGAGCGUCCAGCCAGCUUUUGGGAUACGGGCCCAGCUCUGACUUUGGGGGGUAGAGAAGAACUCUGCUCAACUGGAGUUCAGGAAGCAUUGGGUCAGUCGAGGCGUCUGCACCUGCUCGCGACUUUUCAAGUCAUUGAAGACUUUUUAAAAUUAAGGACUAGAAAUACCAAGUCAGAAAAAUCUCAUGGUGCUGCAGAGCAAAUACUGUGAAACAGGCUGUCUGAAUAGAAACUGAAAACGCACUUGGGUCAGUCCUGAGAACAGAGGACUAGGUUUCUGAGUGCAAAAGGCUCCUGAGUUAGGUUUGGUACGUCUCACUCCUAUCUGAUGGCUACUGUAGCUACAGGUAAAAUCUGAACUAUCUGAGAUGAUCUCUGCUCCAUCACUACUGCACGGAAACGUUGCUUUCUCUACGAAGAGAAAGAAAAGUCCUUAUCUGCGCUCCACCUUUCCACCCCGUCCCUUGAAGAAAAGUUCCAAUCAACCCAGAAAAAUUAAUAUUUAUAAAUGAACCUUUAUUAAAAGACACUUCAAUGCCAUUUGUUAGACACGUCAAUAUUUUACAUGUUUUUUCAAUGUACAACAUUGUACCAAAUUUUCUAUAAAUAAAUAACUUUGUACACAAAA
Molecule: messenger RNA, 2077 nt
Organism: Vombatus ursinus (common wombat)
Lineage: Eukaryota; Metazoa; Chordata; Mammalia; Diprotodontia; Vombatidae
Gene: SLC25A26
Product: solute carrier family 25 member 26
Exons: 10
Coding region: 46-870 (274 amino acids)
Biological process (GO): transmembrane transport
Cellular component (GO): mitochondrial inner membrane
Molecular function (GO): S-adenosyl-L-methionine transmembrane transporter activity
Source: RefSeq, a predicted model, not a curated record